Messenger RNA from Lucilia sericata (common green bottle fly), 504 nucleotides. Its product is annotated as division abnormally delayed protein-like. The record is from RefSeq and is a predicted model, not a curated record. NCBI's taxonomy places the organism in Eukaryota, Metazoa, Arthropoda, Insecta, Diptera, Calliphoridae. The transcript is spliced from 2 exons. The coding region runs from base 135 to 461 and encodes 108 amino acids.
UUAUAAAAAGUAAUUUUUCAAUAAAUUUCCUACUUCAAUCCAUAAGAAAGAAACCCUUUAAUUUCUCUUUCAAAUUUGUUUUAUAAUAAUUUAUUACAACAACAACAAACGAAAGUGUUGUUAAACCCUUCAUCAUGGCCUUAAAACAGAAUUUAUCAUCAUCCCCCUAUCUUAAUAAUACUUUAUUGAAAUUCACCAUUAUCUCAGUGAUAUUGGUUGGUACAUUUGUUGUCUCAACAUCGGCUAAAAAUUUGGAUUUAGACUCACAACAACAACAACAGCUACAGCAUCAUAGUCAUCAUCACAGUCAUAAUAGACGUUUGCAACGUCGCGAUUCUACUCUUACAGAAUCGGCGAAUCAACAUUGUAAUGAGGUUCGCGAUUAUUUCGAAUCGAUUGAUAUACAAUUGCCGCAGCAUUUUAAUGAAAAAGGUAAGCUUUACAUAAUGAAUUUGAUGUAACUUUUUUGUGCUUUUGAAGUAAGUAUUUUAUUGAAUUUACGUA